Osmerus eperlanus (European smelt) is the source of this 3994-nucleotide messenger RNA. RefSeq names its product tyrosine kinase 2 (gene tyk2). The transcript is spliced from 25 exons. The record is from RefSeq and is a predicted model, not a curated record. Gene Ontology annotation, molecular function: ATP binding; non-membrane spanning protein tyrosine kinase activity; growth hormone receptor binding. Gene Ontology annotation, biological process: cytokine-mediated signaling pathway; intracellular signal transduction; cell differentiation. The coding region runs from base 167 to 3691 and encodes 1174 amino acids. NCBI's taxonomy places the organism in Eukaryota, Metazoa, Chordata, Actinopteri, Osmeriformes, Osmeridae. Gene Ontology annotation, cellular component: cytosol; membrane; cytoskeleton.
AGUGGCCCCAGCUUUUCCUCAUACAGUAGACUACGCCACUGGAAUGCGUAAGCGUGGUAGAAAUACGCAUCACUGUUAUUAAGACAGUGGAUAUCGUUUCUUGUUACAGCUUUGUUUGGUAUUUCAUAUCCGAAUUUAAACAUCUAAAUGUGAUAAAUUGCCAAUAAUGUAUCGGCGUGGGCGCUUCAAGAGUAUCAAGGCAGCGGACUCCACUGGCCAUUGUGAGCCCCCUCAGAGUCGCGGUAUCCAUGUCUACCUCUUCUGGACCAAGGAAGGCGCGCGUUAUAUGUCCCACACAGACUGCGAGGUCACAGAUGAGGAUCUGUGCAUCUCUGCAGCCCAGGCUGUUGGGAUCACUCCAUUGUGUCAUGCUCUGUUUGCCCUGUAUGAUCCCACAUCCCUCUGCUGGUUUAGCCCAAACCACAUCUUUAACCCAGAGGAAACCUCAGGCCUUGUGCUUCACUAUCGUAUGAGAUUUUAUUUUAGGAACUGGCAUGGGCUUAAUGAGCAGGAACCUACGGUACAGCGCUAUGCUCCACGGUCAGGUGAACAGGGCCGCACAUCUCUGCUUGAAAUGACCUCCCUGGAAUAUCUGUUCGCUCAGGCAAAGUAUGAUUUUGUGAAUGAUGUAGCUCCAAUGGAGGAAGCCCAGGGAGAGGAGGAACUGAGUCGUUUUAAGAAUGAGAGUUUGGGGAUGGCUGUGCUUCAACUCUCUCAUCAGGCUCUGCAAACAGACUCAACCUUACAAGAGGUGACCAAGUCUAUCAGCUUCCUGCAGUGCAUUCCAAGAUCCUUCUCCAGGCAUAUUGCCAAGGACAACUUCCUGACCAAGAUCCGUAUCCAGCAUGUGUUCUCUGACUUUGUGAGAACCUUCCAGAAGCACACUGUUGGCAUUGGCCGGCUAGGCUCUCAGGAGGUCAUGUAUAAGUACAUCUCCACACUGGAGUAUCUGGCCCCUCGCUUUGGCACAGAGACCUUUGCUGUGUCCCACCUGGAGCUGCGUGAGUACGAUGAUGGGAGUGGCUCCUACCUCAACUCCACCUAUGCUCAGGGUGCCACUCCAGACAGCUUUCGUGCUGAGGUCACGCAUGAGAUCAUGGUGUCUGGUUGUAAGGGAAUUCAGUGGAGGAAGGCUUCAGUGCAAAAGGCACAGGCCAACAGUUACCUUGGGAAUGACUACUUGGAGAACAGAAAGAAAAUUAAGCCGCAGCCAUGCCAACAGGAUGUCAGCUCUCUCGAUAAAUGGACCCUUUUCUGUGACUUCCCUGAAAUCUCCCAUGUUGCCAUCACUGGAGACUGCAUCUGCAUCAGCAAACAAGACAACCACUCCAUGGAGGUGCAGAUGAAGUCUAGCCUGGAGGCUCGCUCCCUCGUCUCCCUCCUGGAUGGGUACUUCCGCCUGACGGCAGACGCCCACCACUACCUAUGUCAUGAGGUGGCUCCACCCAGAGUGGUGCUGAAUGCCACGAAUGGCAUCCAUGGACCUAUGCAUGAUGACUUUGUGCUGAUGAGGCUAAGGAAGGAGGCAGUGGAAGAGGGACCCUUCCUGGUGCGCUGGAGUGUUAUUGACUACCAUUGCAUUAUACUGGUUGUUCUCAACAGGAGUCAGAACGGCGAAGGUUCCAUCCACAAACAGUUCCGGAUUCACCAGAAGGGCGGUGUGUUUUCUCUGGAGGGCUGGGACAAGGAGUUCUCCUGUGUAAAGGAGCUUACAGACAGCUUGAAGACAUUCGUACUGAAGUCAGGCACAGACAAUUUCUCGGUCAAGAAGGGCUGUCCACCCCGGCCUGGAGACUUGUCCAAUCUGUUAGUGAAGAGGCCAGGGGCAGAUUUCUCGGUCCAGCCAGACUCUGUGACCCUCGACCUGACCCAGCUGCGCUUUUAUCCAAUCAAAGACAAGGAGAUCACACGGGAGCACCAUUUGGGACGGGGCACAAGAACCAAUAUCUAUUCUGGACGUCUGCUGGUCAGGGACGGAGGGGAGGAUGAAGAGGAGGAGGAGUGGAACAACAACAACAUCAACAAUGAUCGCAAAGGGAUCAGUGUGGUUCUCAAGAUCCUGGAUCAAAGCCACAAAGACAAAGCAUUAGCAUUCUUUGAGACAGCAAGCUUCAUGAGUCAGGUGUCCCACAGUCAUCUUGUCUUUGUUCAUGGAGUUUCUGUGAAAGGAUCAGAGAACAUCAUGGUGGAGGAGUUUGUGGAGUUUGGGCCUCUGGAUGUGUUCCUACGUAGGGAGAAAGCACUGGUUACUCCUCAGUGGAAAUUCACUGUUGCCAAACAGCUGGCCAGUGCCCUCAGCUACAUUGAGUCCAAACGCCUGGUUCAUGGAAAUGUCUGUGCCAAGAACAUUCUGGUGGCUCGUCGUGGUCUUGAGGAUGGCACCUCUCCUUUUAUCAAACUGAGUGAUCCUGGCAUUUCUGUCACUGCCCUUUCCAGAGAAGAGCGCCUGGAGCGGAUCCCAUGGAUUGCCCCAGAGUGUGUGCCGAACGGGGCCCCCCUUGGUAUCGCUGCAGACCAGUGGAGCUUUGGGGCCACACUGCUGGAGAUCUGCAACAACGGUGACCUGCCCAUGAGUCGCAGCACGCUGUCUGAGAAAGAGCGUUUCUACGAAACACAGAAGCGCCUCACCGAGCCUUCCUCUCAGGAGCUGGCCAGCUUCAUCAGCAUGUGUUUGACAUAUGUACCCGUGGAGAGGCCAUCCUUCCGCAUCGUGCUCCGUGAGCUCACGGAGUUACAGAACAAAAAUCCAGACAUAUCCCCCAGUGAGUCUCUGCCAGAUGCCGACCCCAGUGUUUUCCACAAACGCCACCUGAGAAAGAUGCGGGACCUAGGAGAGGGUCACUUUGGGAAGGUGAUGCUGUAUGUGUACGACCCUGCCAAUGACGGGACAGGAGAGUGGGUGGCAGUGAAGACUUUGAAGCAUGAAGGAGGUGGACAUCUCCAUGAAAGUUGGAUAAAGGAGAUCAAGAUCCUGAGGUCCCUCUACCACAACAACAUAGUAAAGUACAAGGGCUGUUGUUCGGAACUCGGAGGGCAGGUAUUGCAGCUGAUCAUGGAGUACCUCCCCCUUGGCAGUCUCAAAGAGUACCUUCCGAAACAGCGCUUGGGUGUGGCACACAGCCUUCUCUUCGCCCAGCAGAUCUGCCAGGGGAUGGAUUACUUACACUCUAAGAGGUACAUACACCGAGAUUUGGCUGCACGGAAUGUUCUGGUGGAGAAUGAGGGUUUGGUGAAGAUUGGGGACUUUGGCUUGACCAAGUACAUCCCUGAGGGAGAGGUUUACUACCGUGUACGGGAGGAUGGGGACAGUCCGGUGUUCUGGUAUGCACUUGAGUGUCUCAAGGAGAGCAAGUUUUCCUUCUCCUCUGACAUUUGGUCUUUUGGUGUGACGCUCUAUGAGAUACUGACCCGCUGUGAAUAUCAUCAGAAUCCCCCAACAAAGUUCUCAAAAAUGAUGGGAAAUGAAGACGGACCAAUGACACCAAUGGUGUUGAUAAAACUUCUCGAGAGAAACAGGAGGUUGCCCGCCCCACGUGACUGUCCUCAUGAGGUUUACAUGUUGAUGGAGCGCUGUUGGGAUGUUGACCCCUCUCGACGUCCAUCUUUUCAAUCUCUCAUUGAGAGUAUUGAAGCCAUUCGGCGGACAUAUGAAUUUCAGCCCAAUGUUCGUUUGGCCCAAAUAAGUCAGUAAUGACUAAACCACUUGGGACUUAACCUCUCUCUAUACCUCAGACAUUUGCUAUCUAAGACUUUAAGUAAUUUCUUGAACUUUUGUAUUCUUCAGUGUCUUCUGUGGUCGGGGCUGUUUAAUAGGUUUAAAUAGAUUUAUGAAAUUUCAAUAAAUUACUGAUAUAGGAAUACUUGGAUUAAACAAAUAUUAGUUUAUACAAUGAUAAUCUGUCUGUACUAUUGCCAAAGAUAAUGAAUAUUGCCAUUCAUGAAUGCAUAGACUAGGCCUACAAUAAACAAUACCACUUUUAUUCAGUAAAUUGCA